ACUUUUUUUCUACUGAUUGGUUAGGAGGGCUCAGUAAACUCCAGAGGGCAGUCUUGUUCCAUCGCGUGCAGAUGACUUCACUGAGAUUUGAUUGCACCAUGAAGUAUGUCUGAUGUGAAAACUGAUACUUCCUUAAAAACGCACAUGUGUGUUCCCGAUUACACUCUGACUGCUUGUCCCACUGUCUGCUUCCACAAACAGCAUUAAAAACGAGAAAUAUCCUCUCCUGAGAUAGUGUGAGACAUGACUUUGAUGACAGAGGUCAUACUUCUUUUAUGCAUAAUGAGUCUAAUCACAGCUGCAGGACUAAACAAAUAGACAAACCAUUCACACGACAACCACACCUAAACACACACACACACUUCUUUGUGUUUUGCCAUGCAGACUUGACAGUGAUCUCCCUGCACAUGUGUGAAGCAGCGUCUUCAGUUACUCUGCCUGUCUCUGCACACACAUUAGUUUGGAAGGUUAUUUUGGGCUGCACAAGCACCCUCUGCUUCCAGUGAAAUAAUAGGAGGAGUCAAACUCUUGCCUUUCCAUUCUGCUCCUCCGUACCAUUCCUCAUGUCAGCUGACAGGGGAUUUCCCUCUAAAUAACAAGUUCCCCUUUGCUGUCUGUGCUGCAGCAUUAAGUUAGACCUUUAUUUUGAAACAAUGGACAACAGCCCUCUGCAGGUCUUGACUGUCCCUACAGCCCCCUACCCAGACCAGCGACCCAGCACCAACGGCCUGAGGAGAAAGGUCUAUGUGUUCCAGUCCAGAAGGAACUACCUUCACAACUUCAUCCAGAGUGUCUUCUCUUCCAUUGACCUGCGCGAUCGCCAGGGUUCAACCAUGGUGGUGGGGGGAGACGGACGCUUCUUCAAUCGAACGGCUACUCAGGUCAUUGUGCAGAUGGCAGCUGCCAAUGGGGUGGGUCGUCUGAUCAUUGGACACCACGGGAUAAUGUCCACGCCAGCCGUCUCCUGUAUGAUCAGGAAAUGCAAAGCCAUCGGAGGCAUCGUUCUCACUGCCAGCCACAACCCCGGUGGACCUGAUGGAGACUUUGGCAUUAAGUUUAAUACUGCAAAUGGAGGCCCAGCCAACGAAGCAGUCACAAACAAGAUCUUUCAGAUCAGCAGGACCAUUGAGGAGUUUGCCAUCUGCCCUGGACUACAAGUGGAUCUGACAACUAUGGGAAAACAGACCUUUGACUUGGAGAACAAGUUCAAGCCAUUCACAGUGGAAAUCGUAGACUCUGUGGAGUCCUACGCUAACAUGCUGAGGAACAUCUUUGACUUUGCUGCUCUGAAGGAGCUUCUGUCUGGCAAGAACCACUUCAAGAUAAGACUGGAUGCCUUGCACGGAGCGGUAGGACCCUACGUGAGGAGAAUACUGUGUGUUGAGUUGGGUUGUCCAGCCAGUUCUGCCAUUAACUGUGUCCCUAAGGAGGAUUUUGGAGGUCAACACCCAGACCCUAACCCCAUAUACGCUACAGAUCUGGUUGACAGCAUGCGAGACGGACAGUAUGAUUUUGGUGCAGCAUUUGAUGCCGAUGGGGACCAGAACAUGAUCCUUGGUAAACAUGGCUUCUUCGUCACCCCAUCUGACUCCGUGGCUGUGAUUGCUGACAACAUUUUUUGCAUCCCGUACUUUCAGCAUGCAGGGGUGAGAGGUUUUGCUCGUACUAUGCCCACAAGUGCGGCAUUAGACAGAGUAGCCAAGGCAACGAAAAUCGAGCUAUAUGAAACUCCCACUGCCUGGAAGUUCUUUGGGAACCUCAUGGAUGCAGGCAUGCUGUCUUUGUGUGGAGAGGAAAGCUUUGGUACAGGAGGAGACCAUAUUCGUGAGAAGGAUGGGCUUUGGGCUGUGCUGGCAUGGCUGUCUAUCCUGGCCACUAGAAAGAAGAGUGUGGAAGAUUUAGUUAAGGACCACUGGCUAAAAUAUGGAAGAAACUACUUCACCAGGUAUGACUACGAGAAUGUAGACAUAGAUGCAGCAUGUGAAAUGAUGGAGGAUUUGGAGAUCACAAUCACCGACAAGACCUUUGUGAGGCAAAGAUUUGCUGUGGAAGACAAAAUCUACCAGGUGGAGAAAGCAGACAGCUUUGAGUAUGCAGACCCGGUAGACGGCACCAUUUCCAGGAACCAGGGGCUGCGGAUAAUCUUCUCUGAUGGUUCUCGAAUCAUCUACAGACUCAGUGGGACCAGUUUUGAUGGGGCAACAGUUCAAAUCUAUCUCGACAGCUACGAGAAAGAACACGUUUUUGGGGAUGCACAGGUGAUGCUGGCACCCCUUGCCACUAUCGCUCUAAAGAUUUCUCAGCUUCAUCACAGGACCGGUCGAACUGGUCCGUCUGUCAUUAUAUGAUUCCUUAUUAAUUGACAAAAUAACGCUCUUUUUUAAGUUUUUCCAUCCUGUUUUUUUGUGUUUGUGUUUGUUUUUUUAUAAAGGAAGUCUCAAAUCCAGUUGUAGCUACAUAUGAUGCAAACGUGUGCAGUUGAAUGAAAUUAAAUGUGAUAUAUUAAACAGCG
This is a messenger RNA of Haplochromis burtoni (Burton's mouthbrooder), 2512 nucleotides long. RefSeq names its product phosphoglucomutase-1. The coding region runs from base 654 to 2348 and encodes 564 amino acids. The transcript has 11 exons. The record is from RefSeq and is a predicted model, not a curated record. Gene Ontology annotation, molecular function: magnesium ion binding; phosphoglucomutase activity. Lineage: Eukaryota; Metazoa; Chordata; Actinopteri; Cichliformes; Cichlidae. Gene Ontology annotation, biological process: carbohydrate metabolic process. Gene Ontology annotation, cellular component: cytosol.